UUAUUUUCAUUUCGCCACCGUUGCUCUGGGGAAAGCUUGACAGAUGUCAAAUCGUUUACAUCAUUUACAUGUUUUUAUACCACAGCGCUGUCAAAUUCUCAAAUCAGAUUGCUCAGAAGGCGUUUUUCUUUUUUUUUCUUCUUUUUUUUGUAACCCGCAGCUCUGAGUCGUGAUGGCUGUAAUUCAAAUCACAGAUUUUUUAUUAAUGUGCUUGUUACAAUGUGUCAUCUUUUCAAUAGGGACCUGUAUAAUGGAUACUCCAUACAAACAUAUUUUAAAAAUGUGCAAUUGUUGAUAUGGUGCAGUUUUAUAAAGAUCCUUGAAGUUUUCCAACAUUGGAAAGUCUGCAGGAUGGAGGGCAUUGAAGUGCUUUGUCUUAUUAACUUAAAAAGAAAGGCUGGUGAAGGUACGACUGUUUAUAGUUGCUAUUUUGUAAGUGAUAACCGGCACUAACUUUUUGUGGACGUUCCACAACAAUAAAUGGAACUAUAAAGCGUAUAAAACGUACAUGUCAUUCUUUAAUAAAGAACAAAGUGUACAGUAAUUGUUGGCAAAUUGCUGUAGAAUAAGAGGACAUACUGUGGUAUACAACACUUCGUGACAUGUUAUCGUUGAAUAAUCAGCUUCUGCGUGGCAACAGGAACUCUGCUUAGUGCCGAGACACAUUGCAUCACCCUGUCAUUGCUUCUUUUCUUAUAACGUUACACCACAAAGUUUUUAUUUAUUUUUAUUAUUAUUCCUUACUUUACCAUUUCUGUUGAUUGUAUUAAACCAGUCCCAGUUUUCCAAGCAGGUUUUCUCAGCCACAUAAUACACUUAUGCUAGUAAAAGGAUUUAAUGAUCAUGUUCAACGUAGACCAAUCAGCCAUAACAUUAAAACCACUCACAGGUGAUGUCAAUGACAUUUGAUUAUCUUGUUACAAUGGCACCUGUCAAUGGGUGGGAUAUAUCAGGCAGCAAGUGAGCAGUCAGUUCUUGAAGUUGAUGUGUUGGAAGCAGGAAAAAUGAGCAAGUGUAAGGAGCGAUUUUGUCAAGGGCCAAAUUGUGCCGGCUAGACAACUGGGUGAGAGCGUCUCCAAAAUGGCAGGUCUUGUGGGGUGCUCCUGGUAUGCAGUGGUUAGUACCUACCAAAAGUGCUCCAAGGAAGGAUAACCGGUGAACCGGUUCUGGUCUGAUCCCUUAGAAGAGCUACUGCAGUACAAAUUGCUGAAAUGGUUCAUUCUGGCUAUGAUAGGAAGACGUCUUGUGGAGUCCAUGCCUCGCGGGUCAGAGUUGUUUUGGUGGUACAAGGAGGACCUACACAUAAAGAGGUGAUUUUAAUGUUAUGGCUAAUCGAUGUAUAUUCAACGUUAUGUGUACUAGUAAAAAAAUAAUUAAGGAUCUACUAUUGUACUUUUAAUGAUUUCUGUCUCUAUAACAGCCAGUGUUAAGUUUUUUUAUUUGUCUCUCUUUUGUGGGUAUUUAAACAUUUCAUCAUGCUCAUCUGAUGACGCACGAUGGAGGAAUAUUUCAGUGUUUAUUUGUUAGUUUGUUAAUGAAGUUCUUCUUUGGAGGUAUCGGCAAUGACAGGUUAACUAUUUCUGUCUUCAAAAACGUGAUCCAGCUGAUAUUUGAACUCUGCAAAUGAAGCCAGACUAAUCACCCUUUUCAUUAGACAGCAUGUAUUUGACCACAUGGCAGGUCUUAGAUGAACUGUAAACAAACAUUUGCAAAUAAUACACUUGUGGGUCAUUAAGAGUGUCUCAGCUGUCUAUACUGUGCCUAUAUGUACAGGUCUGAAUACAAUCUGUAUUUAUAUACGGGAAUAUAUCCAGAAUGAUAUAGCAAAUUUAAAACAACAACAACAAAAAAAAGACACCACCACAAAACUCGGUGAAUUUAAAUCAUUUCACCAAAAUCUCUUCUCGUGUCGUCAUGACGCCCUGAUUUCCGUCAGCACAGGCCCCGCCCACCGGCGAGCGCGCACACACAUUCCCAUUGUCCAAGAUGGCGGCGUAGGUGCAGCGGAUACGAUGCUUAUGUUUUUAUCGCGUUUUUACCGUUGUUAUUAUUUUCUUCACUGCUCGCUGAACGCUCCUUUGCUGUGCGAACGCGCGUUACGCUUUCCCCACUCAACAUCUUGAUGUGCAACGCGUCGAAAACCGCGGACUUUGUUGUGCAUCCGGUCUGGAUUCUGUUUGGCUCGGGAAAAAGUUUGAGCAUCCGAAAAUGAAAAGGCAGGCCGAGCGGGACUCCAGUCCGAGCAGAGCUCUCGCUAAACGGAUACGGGAGAGAGAACGAGACCGCGAAGGGAGCCGGCGGGAAGAUGCAGUAGUCGUUAAUCCGCCGCCGCUCGCGCUGCUGCUCGCCGAGAGUCGGAGCUACCAAAAACAGCAGCAGCAGCUGCAGCGCGCGCGAAGCCGCAGCGGCGAGCGCGAGAAGCCCCGUGCGCGGGAAGAGCGAGCAGGCCUUCUCCCGCGGCCUCCGUCCAUCCUCCCGAAAAGCAAAGCCGCCGUCGCUGACGCGCUCGGUAGCAGCAGAGGCACAAGCGGCCUGGAAUACAAGACAUUACUCAUUAGUAACUUGGGCUCGCAGCUGUCUGACGAGCACGUGGAGGACGGGUUGUUUCACGAGUUCAAGAAGUUCGGAGACGUUAGCGUUAAGCUCUCGCACACGCCCGAACUGGGCCGGAUCGCCUACGUGAAUUUCCGGCAGCCGGAGAGCGCGCGAGAGGCUCGCCACGCCAAGGCCAGGCUCGUGCUGUAUGACCGGCCGCUCAAAAUUGAGCCCAUGUACGUGCGGCGUCGCAGCCUCACGCCGCCUGACGUCGCCUACGUGCCUCUGCCUGGUCCGUAUCCCUAUAGGCAACGGUCUCUCUCUCCUGGAGCCAGCGCGAUUAGAGACGUGAGAACUAGACAUUAUGUGGAUAGUCUGAGUCUGCGGGAACGGGAGCGUGUUUUGGACUACUACAGUGCUUUGGAAGAGCGAAGCCGUGCCUUUGCAUACCCCCUGCCCGAGGACGAUUUAAUGCCUGAGGAUGACCAGCGUGCCACCAGGAACCUGUUCAUCGGUAACCUGGACCACAACGUGUCUGAAGCAGAGCUGCGUCAAGGUUUCGACAAGUAUGGCAUUAUCGAGGAGAUUGUCAUCAAACGGCCUGCUCGUGGACAAGGCUGCGGCUAUGGGUUCAUCAAGUUCCAGAACCUGGACAUGGCGCACAGAGCCAAAGUGGCCAUGCAGGGCCGUGUGUUUGGUGGAAACCAGGUGAAGAUUGGCUAUGGCAAGGCCAACCCCACCACGCGCCUCUGGGUAGGUGGUUUGGGCCCGAACACCUCGCUGGCUGCUUUGGCACGAGAAUUUGACCGUUUUGGCAGCAUUCGCACUAUUGAUUAUAUGAAAGGGGACAACUUUGCUUACAUUCACUAUGAGAGCCUGGAUGCUGCCCAGGCGGCAUGUGCCCAGAUGCGAGGUUUCCCUCUGGGUGGCCGCAGGCUACGCGUUGACUUCGCCAAAGCAGAGGAGACACGAACCUAUCCGCAGCAGUACCCACCGCCCAUCCCGCUGCCCGCACAUUAUGAUAUUUUAGCUGAGGGUUUUGGUCGCCAUCGGAGCCUGGAGAGGGAACUUAGAGCACGAGCCCGCUCACCUUCCCAUCCUCUUUAUGCAGAAAGGGAACGAGAACGAGGGCUCCCCGAACGAGACUGGAGUCCUCCGAAGGGUACAGAGCGGAGGAGUAACCCAGAAGCCUUUGGUCGUACAAGAGCACGCAGUCGUAGCAGAGAGCGCUGGGCAAAAGGCUGGGAAGAAAGGCGCAAGCGCCGGAGCCGAACUCGGAGUCGGAGUGUCAGUCCUGCUGAGCAGUAUGAAGAAAGAGGGCGGUCCAGGGUGCGAGCAGGUCCUCCAAGGACUCCAGACGACAGCCCCGAACGAACUCGCGGCCGCCUCCCUGACUCCACGUCCGAUCCGCUAGACCACACGCCUGACAGCAGUCGCCAUUCGAGCGACGAGCGACAAACGCAGGAUGCUCGGAAAGCUGGAGAUCCCGAGCGUAACCAUCGCAAAGCUGAUACAGAACCAGACUCACACUCGGAAAAGCCCAAAAGCGAACCUAAGAAGCCCAGCACGCUCUCGGAAUACGCCCAGACCCUCAGCCGAGUGUGGCACGGCUCCCUCGUCCUGAAAAACAGCUGCUUUCCCACUAGCAUGCAUCUCCUAGAUGGAGGAGCCAACUUCUUCCUGUCGCUUCUGAAGGACCAGACAGACAGCGGCAAGAUCACACAGCUCAAGAUCGCUCAGCGACUGCGGCUCGACCAACCCAAGCUGGAUGAAGUGAGUCGUCGCAUCAGGCUGGGAGGUGCUGAUGGCUACACCGUCCUUCUGGCCGUACAGGGACCCAUGGAUCGUGACUCGCCCCCGCCCGAUGGGCUCCAGAAGCGCUUCCUUCGCAACCUGGUGACCUACCUCAGGAGCAAACAAGCAGCUGGGGUUAUCGGUCUGCCUCUGGGCGGCCCGAAAGAACGUGAGACAGGAGGGAUGCUAUAUGCGUUCCCGCCCUGUGACUUCUCCCAGCAAUACCUCCAGACUGUUCUCAAAACGUUGGGCAAAGUAGAGGAAGAACAUCUGGUUGUUGUGGUGGUUAAAGACUCAACUCAACCCUAACCGUUGGGAUCUACUGUUUUCUUUCGAAAACACACAAGCGUACAUUUCUAACACUCCAGACUUUCAAGUUCCAGGCGUUUUUUUUUUUUUUUUUUUUUUUGAUGGAUUAUGCUUGAUACCGUUCACAAACAUUCACCAACCUUGAAGUUCUAAAGUUCUCUGUACACACUAUUUUAAAGCAACUUACAUUUGUUUU
Messenger RNA from Ictalurus furcatus (blue catfish), 4834 nucleotides. It is a transcript of the gene rbm15b, whose product is annotated as RNA binding motif protein 15B. Gene Ontology annotation, biological process: regulation of alternative mRNA splicing, via spliceosome. Bases 2209 to 4638 code for a protein of 809 amino acids. Gene Ontology annotation, molecular function: mRNA binding. Gene Ontology annotation, cellular component: nucleus. The transcript has a single exon. Lineage: Eukaryota; Metazoa; Chordata; Actinopteri; Siluriformes; Ictaluridae. The record is from RefSeq and is a predicted model, not a curated record.